This is a messenger RNA of Jaculus jaculus (lesser Egyptian jerboa), 903 nucleotides long. RefSeq names its product endothelin 2 (gene Edn2). The record is from RefSeq and is a predicted model, not a curated record. Gene Ontology annotation, biological process: regulation of vasoconstriction; vein smooth muscle contraction; regulation of systemic arterial blood pressure by endothelin. Gene Ontology annotation, molecular function: endothelin B receptor binding; hormone activity. Lineage: Eukaryota; Metazoa; Chordata; Mammalia; Rodentia; Dipodidae. The transcript is spliced from 5 exons. Bases 6 to 542 code for a protein of 178 amino acids. Gene Ontology annotation, cellular component: extracellular region.
CUACUAUGGUCUCCAUGCCCACCGCCUGGUGUUCCAUUGCUCUGGCCCUGCUCCUGGCUCUGCACGAAGGGAAGAGCCAAGCUGCUGCCACCUUGGAGCCGGCGGCACCCCCGUCCCAGGGCCGAGAUGCCCACCUGCGACUUCGCCGUUGCUCAUGCAGCUCCUGGCUGGACAAGGAGUGCGUCUACUUCUGCCACCUGGACAUCAUCUGGGUGAACACUGCCGGACAGACAGCUCCAUACGGCCUGGGAAACCCGCCAAGACGUCGGCGCCGCUCCCUGCCAAGGCGUUGUGAGUGCUCCGUGGAUGGAGACCCUGCCUGCACCGCCUUCUGCCAUCGCAAACCCUGGCAUGAAGCCAUGGUUGUCCCGAGCAGCCAGUCACCUGCAGCUGUAUUCCAGCCCAGCAAGACGUGGGCCACGAAAGGAGUUCUCCUUCACAAGCUGAGGGACAUUUCAGCUGCCAAGCUCCGCUUUGUCAGGCGAAGGCCAGAGGUGACAAGGGAGCCCAGGCCUGCACACUCCAGGCGGAGGAAGAGAUAGUGCCAUGAGCUUCAAGAAUGUUGAGAAGGAAGCCCACGUAGGGACAGCAGAAGACAGGCAAUUGGUGGGAGACCCUCCAUCUGUCUGCUGGGCAGGGGCCUGGAUCCCAGCGAGAUGGACCCGUCUGAUGCAGUUGGUGCAAGCUGUGGCCUCCUUACUGGAAGCUCUCUGCACUCUCACCAUGCCAGAGACACCCCCAAGUGCCUGGACAUCAGAAUGGCCACAGCCCUGUGAGAAGGAGCUACAUGGCCAACACAAAUGUGGGGGCAGUGUCUGAGGAAUGUUCUCUCUGUUAGGCUACUGUCCAGAAGCAACCAGCCAGCAGGGCUCAAGCACACCUAAGCCAUACCUGGAAGCUGGG